This is a messenger RNA of Caenorhabditis angaria, 2792 nucleotides long. The record is from the annotation of a GenBank genome assembly. NCBI's taxonomy places the organism in Eukaryota, Metazoa, Nematoda, Chromadorea, Rhabditida, Rhabditidae.
AUGGAGAAUAUUAGUGGAUCGAAAGAUGAUUUUGAAAAAAAAAAGAAAAAAGACAAAUCUGAUAUUUCGACAACAUCAAAUCGACCAAAAACUGAACGAAAAAAUGUCGGAGCAAUUCCAAUUCCUGAUGCAAAUGGAACUGGAGAAAAUGGAGAAAACCCAGAUGAAGGAUAUCUACAAAGUAAUAUGUAUGUUUUUAUUUGAAAAUUAAUUGAUUAAAAUAAUGGUAUUUCAGAAUAUCGCAUUUUUAUAUGGGUCAAAAAGUUCGAGCAAUGCAUGGUGAUAGAUGGUAUGAUGCAAGAGUUGUCGAAAUUCGACAAAGUAAAACCAAUGAUAUUACAGCUAUUUUGAAGAAGGGAAAUAAUGUGAGUAUUUUUAAAGGGAGGGGGGGGUAAUUUGGGUGGAAAAAGUUUCGAACCAGGUCAAAUUUUUCUGAGAAAAAUCAUACAUGGCACUGCUCCCGAAACUGUGAGGGGGAGAUCAUGUCUUUUGGAAAAAUUUUUCGAGCGGGGGGGGAUCAUUUUGGAAAUUUUGAAUUCACGCCUGAAUCAAAAUUUUGAUUUGGGCGGGUAGCUAAUGAAAAUUCAUGCUCAAAUCAAAAUUUUUUUCAAUUAUUUUUUUAAAUUAAAAAAACUCCCAAUCGUUUUCGGAUUAAAAAUGUUGUAUUUCACUUUCUACCAUUUUCUCAAAACUCAUAUUUCAGCCUGAUGCUCUAUCACCUGAAUUGAAAGACGAAUUGCUGAAAUUGGCGAAGAAAAUGGAAUGUUUUGUUCAUUAUCUUGGUUGGAAUUCGAGAUAUGAUGAAUGGAUUAAUUUGACGAAAUUAAAAGUUUCGGAAAAAGAUCAACAAUCUUCAAGAAAUUUGAUCAAAGAAAACUUGAAGACAGUAACUGAUAUGAAGAUUGCUUUGGCUGAAUAUUCGGAAGAUGGUCCAACUAUUGAGAAAAUUCUUGAAAGUAUUCGAGAUAUUAAAGAGAAAGAAAAAGAGGAACCUGUUACUGCCGAACCGCCACAAAUUCAAUCUCCACCACAACAACCUUCAUCAUUGUCAACUCCUGUUCCACCAAAUGUUCCUAUAAAUAUACCACUUCCUGUCCCAAUUCCACUCCCAAUUCCAAUUCAAUCACCACCCACAACUUCACAAAUUGUUGUGAAUACAAUUGAGAAGAAAUCAGUUGUCGCAUCGCCUUUGCCACCAACAAUCGAAAGACCUGCUUCGUUAUCACCACAAGCAACUGGAUUUGGAAGUCCAACUCGAGUUGCUGCAAUGUUGUCAGCUGCAGCUGCUGCAACUUCUUCAACUGAAGUAACAGUUCGAGAUGUUGCUGCGAUGGCUGUUGGAUUAGAAGCGAGGCAAAGAGGUGGAAGAGUUCUGAUUGGUCCAGCAUCGAAUCGAAAUCAGAAAACACUUUUACAUCAAGUAUCGUCUGAAGCUGGUCUUCAAGCAUUGAGAAGUUCAUAUGUUCCGGUAACAACAACUGCAACUUAUGUUGCAGCUAUUGAAUCAACAUCCAAAGAUGAAGCACAGAAAGAUAUUCAAAAAGAAGUUGAAAAGAAAAUUGAAGAGAAACCGAUUGAGGAAAUACAGAAAGAAGAUAAAAUUGAAGAGGAAAAAGAAGAAAAGACAAUUGAAGCAGUUAUUGUAAAACAACCAGAAACUCCACCGAAAAAAGAGGGAACACCUGAAAAAUCAGAAGAAUUGAGAAAAAGUGCUCGAAAAUCAACAAUUGCUUCAUCAACGGCCUCUAUAAAUGCACAAAAAGCAGCACUUUUGAUGCAAUCUGGACCAUUGACAUUUCCAACACCUGAAAAGGAGAAAGAAAAAGAGAAAACACCUCAACCUGCAUUUAUUGAUACACCAAUUGUUGCAAGAAAAUUGAGUAAUACUGUAACACCAACAACAACAACACCAUUUGCUGAUCCGACUUUAUUACCAUCGACUUCGAAAGGUGUUCCGAAUAAAAGGAAAAGGUUUGUUUUUUAUUCACUUUGAUUUUUAUUUCAUUGUCAAUAAAAUAUUUCCAGAUCUGGACGAGGUGGUUUUGGUGGAUCUGGAAUUGAUCGAAAAUCGCAUGGAAAAAAUAAAAAUGAAGAUGAUUCGGAUGAAGAAGAUUUGGGAGGAGGAGAAGCUAGUCAUUCAACACCAACAAUAUCACAUCGAGCAGAUACAUUCCAUUCUUUGAAAACGAAAAUGCACAAAUUGAUGGAACAAAACAAUGAAUUGAAUGAUUUGAGUCUUCUCGAUCUUCCGGAUUAUGGUUUGUUUUUUUGUUGUUGUUGAAAAGUUUGUGGAUCAGGAAAAGCUGAAAAGUUUUUAAAAAAUUUUUAGUUGAAGAAAACCCAGAAUUGUUCUGUGAGCCAAGUGAUCUCGACUUAGAAUGCUUUUCUGAAAAAAAGCCGAGUUUCGGAAAAUUUUUACCGUACUCAAAAACUUCAGAAUUUUUCUUGUCAUUUUUUUAAAAUUUGAAAUUUUUUCUAAAAAAUAUUUCGAAGAGAAACAUGCUUUCAACCACACUUGGAUUCUGAAAUUCUGAAAAAAAAAUUAUUUUUUAAUUUUUUUUCCAGAUCAACUUCUAAAAAAUACUCGUGAUGAAGAUUUGAGUGAUAUCCUCGAAGCAAGAUGUUUUGAACUUCGAGAAAUUUAUAUGACAGCAAAAUCCGAUAUUGUUGCAAUGGAAAAAAAGAAACGAAGGUUUUACGAGAAAAAACGAGAAAAAGAGAAGAAAAUGCGAGAAAGACGAAGUAUGACACCAAUGAUUGCAUCAACAUCAAAUACAAUAUCAGAUCUCUAA